CCGAAAGUUUCAAUGAUUUCUUGGCAGAUUUUGUAGGACAUAUUAGUGGUGUAAUGGGAUUAAUUGUUGGAAGCCCUUUAGAUGUUUUGAAAGUUCGCUUACAAACAAUGCAAUCCGAUUCAUCAUCCCACACACUUCAUAAGCCUUCAUCAUUGAAAAUGUUGAAGAAAAUGAAGCAAACAGAAGGG
Molecule: messenger RNA, 188 nt
Organism: Racocetra persica
Lineage: Eukaryota; Fungi; Glomeromycota; Glomeromycetes; Diversisporales; Gigasporaceae
Source: the annotation of a GenBank genome assembly